GGGAUAUCCUUCACCACCGGCGGCCGUUUAUUGGCGACGGCGUGGGUCUACCAGUUCGCAGUGGAUCGCUUCGCCGUGCAUUUUUGUUGACGGCGAGCUUUUGCGAACAAUCGCCAACUUUGCUAACAGAGAGAGCUAGAUGAUGCUAGUGUAUAUAAAUAUCCGUAGAGCCUCCUGCCCUCCAACCUUCAGCCCACGAUUCUCAUCUCAACGCAAUCUCAUAGGAGAGCUCUCUCUGUCGUAACACAUUUCUCUUAGCGAAUACGAUUGAACGAAUACUGCCCACAAUGGCUACAGGAAACCCUUACACCGUGAAAUGGGGCAUUAUGGCCACCGGCGGAAUUGCAGAGACAUUCUGCAAGGAUCUUUUGUGCAACCCCGAGAUUCGCGGCGCUCAUGACGUGCGCCACGAGAUUGUUGCUGUGGCCUCCUCCAGCAGCAAGAAGAGGGCGGACGAGUUUCUCAAGACGAUAGACGGUGCUUUUGAUGCCAAGACAUAUGGAUCAUACCCAGAGCUUGUCUCCGACUCCAACAUUGACAUCAUCUACGUCGCAACUCCCCACAGCCACCACUUCCAGAACACCAUGCUGGCGUUGGAAGCCGGCAAGCAUGUCUUGUGUGAAAAGGCGUUCACCGUUACGGCCGCCCAGGCCAGAAAGCUCGUCGAAACGGCCAAGGCGAAGAACCUGUUCUUGAUGGAGGCUGUGUGGACUCGAUACUUUCCGCUGAGUAUCCAGAUUCGAGAACGUAUCACGGCGGGCGAGAUUGGCACUGUCUACCGAACAAUUGGUGACUUGUCAUUCAACUCGAAUGCAACUGAGGGCAAGGGCCUCUCGUUUGCAGAUUCUCAUCGCAUGGUCAAUGUUGAUCUUGCAGGCGGCGCAAUCCUAGACCUCGGAGUGUAUCCCCUGACUUGGGUAUUCCAGACGCUAUAUCACCUACAGCCAGAGCAAGAUAAGGAGGCACCAACAGUGGUCGCCGCCAGCAACAAGUACACCACCGGCGCGGAUGAAAACACGGCAAUUAUCUGCCAGUUCCCUCAGCAUCACUCCCUGGGUGUCGCCACAACCACCCUCCGAGCACACACCGAUCCCGAACUCGACGCCGUCCCGGCUAUCCGAAUCCAGGGAUCAGAAGGAGAGAUCCAGGUCUUUUUCCCUGCUUACCGACCCCUCAAGUACAAGGUUGUGAAGAAGAGCGGCGAAUCCCAGACGUUUGACUGCCCCAUCCCCGGAGACCCGGCACGCAAUGGCUGGGGCCACGGAAUGUUCUGGGAGGCAGACGAGUGCGCUCGAUGCCUGCGCGAUGGCAAGAAGGAGAGCGCCACGUUGCCCUGGAAAGAGAGCAUCGUCAUUAUGGAGACGAUGGAGGCGGCACUGAAGCAGGGUGGAAUUGAGUAUCCGGAGCUGAUCACGACGGAUGUGUAUGACCCGAAGAGUCCAUUGAACACCGGAAAUCAGUAAAGAAAAAACAAAAAUCACCAUCACAAUAGGGAGAGUGGAACGGGACAAGAGAAAUUAUCAAACAUAAAGCCAGGCGAUGACGUGAGCUAAAACAAGAUAUAAUGAGGUUGGAAAUGACAGGGAUUGAUUGCUGCAAGUACAUGUACAUACCUACAUGUAUGUAUAAGGGCCGUGAAUAGUGGUAUGCAUGAGAAGUGACGGUGACAAGUACCUAUAUGCUGAUAUGCUGGAUACGAGCGCCACAAACGCAGCACAUAUCCCUGGCUCAAUGCAAACUGUUUGCCACACAGUAGCAUGAAACGGUGUAAAUCAUGCUAUAACCGAUAGCUGCCAUCUGCUUGCAGAAAGAAAGAGAAAGGAAAGGAAAAAGGAAGCCCCAUAUCCAAGAUGAGAUCGAGUUAAGGUUAGAAUAGCUUCGAUAGUAUUCCCUUGCUUGGAAACCAAUCAAAUCCUCUCU
Trichoderma asperellum CBS 433.97 is the source of this 1920-nucleotide messenger RNA. RefSeq names its product D-xylose 1-dehydrogenase (NADP(+)) (gene XYD1). The record is from RefSeq and is a predicted model, not a curated record. Gene Ontology annotation, molecular function: nucleotide binding. NCBI's taxonomy places the organism in Eukaryota, Fungi, Ascomycota, Sordariomycetes, Hypocreales, Hypocreaceae.